This is a messenger RNA of Alosa sapidissima (American shad), 2141 nucleotides long. It is a transcript of the gene atp1b3b, whose product is annotated as ATPase Na+/K+ transporting subunit beta 3b. Gene Ontology annotation, cellular component: sodium:potassium-exchanging ATPase complex. Gene Ontology annotation, molecular function: ATPase activator activity. The coding region runs from base 247 to 1074 and encodes 275 amino acids. The record is from RefSeq and is a predicted model, not a curated record. Gene Ontology annotation, biological process: sodium ion export across plasma membrane; intracellular potassium ion homeostasis; intracellular sodium ion homeostasis. NCBI's taxonomy places the organism in Eukaryota, Metazoa, Chordata, Actinopteri, Clupeiformes, Clupeidae. The transcript has 7 exons.
UCUCGGAAUUUCAGAGAUGGUGUACUGCGCUUGCGCCAUGGUGUUUGAAACGUGAUUUCUCUAAGACCUCGGUCGCUGCAGUCGUGUGAAAAGGUGCACCAGUGAACCGAGCCCAGCUGGACCGGAAUCGAGCAGGACUCUUUUCUUUUUGACAUAUCUCACAAACUACUGUUUUAUCUUAGUUUAGUUCCCUCGUUUUUACCCAUUUUCCACGGUCUCCCCAUUAAUUAAUUCUGAGUCACAAUCAUGUCGACCAAGGAAGACAAGCCUGCAGAAAUCAAGUCCAGUUGGAAAGACUCUAUCUACAAUCCACGCACAGGAGAGUUCAUUGGACGAACCGCCAGCAGUUGGGCUCUCAUCUUUGUGUUCUACCUGGUAUUCUAUGGCUUCCUGGCUGGCUUCUUCACUCUCACCAUGUGGGUGAUGCUACAGACUCUGAGUGACGAUGUACCCAAAUACCGCGACAGAGUUCCCAGUCCAGGUGUGGUGAUCCGGCCCAGGAAUCUGGACAUCUCGUUCAACCGCACCAAUCCCCUCGAGUACGCCGGCUACGUCAAGCACCUGGAGACCUUACUGCAGCAGUACAACGACACGAUUCAGGAGAAGAACGAGCUGUGCAUGGUGAACGAGUACACUGACCAGGACGAGGUGAAGGAGAAGAAGGUGUGCCAGUUCAAGCGUAGCCUGCUGCGGCAGUGCUCCGGCCUGGCUGACACCACCUUCGGCUACGCUGAGGGCAAGCCCUGCAUCCUGGUCAAGAUGAACAGGAUUAUUGGGCUGAAACCGCGAGGAGAGCCCUAUGUCAACUGCACAGCAAAGAGAGACACCCCUCUACAGGUGUCUUAUUACCCCCCUGAGGGAAAGAUUGACAAGAUGUACUUCCCGUAUUAUGGCAAACAAUUACAUCCCAACUACGUGCAGCCCCUGGUAGGCGUGAAGCUGCACCUGGCCAAGGAGGACUACAACACGGAGAUCGCGGUGGAGUGCAAGGUGGAGGGCUCCAACCUGAAGAACGACGACGACCGCGACAAGUUCCUGGGCCGCGUCACGUUCCGGAUCAAGGUGUCCGAGUAGACGCCCCCCCCCCCCCGCGCUCCACCUGCCGCUCCGACCCACCACCCCCACCCGCCCUCUCCCAGCCCUACCCGCCCGCUGCCCGACCAGCACAAUGGCACAAUGCCCAGCCUCGUGCAUUUCCAUAGCAACUGCCCCGCUCACGCCAUCCACACCACAUACGUAUACCCUCCCCUCCCCUCUACACACACACACACACACACACACACACACACAAUCCUUGCCCCUCCAUACACUACCACCUCUACCACCCACCACACUGGCUCUUCCUGACCGUGUACCUGAAAGGGUCAGGACAAGAGGGCACGUGGGCUAAUCACACCGUUUCAGUAGCAUGGGGUGUGCUUCCAGGUCAAAGGUCAUUCCCCACCCCACCUUUAUCUUCUCACGUAUUACUCUACUACUCGCUCUGCCUGCCAUCACACCCUUCACUCUCUACACACACACACACACACACACACUAUCUUAGCCAGAACGAACAGAGAAGCAAAACAAACAAUACACUGUAUCAAAAAAAGCAGAUGAUCAAGAAGCAAAAACAAGAAGUAAAAAGCACACACCUCCACUAUCACUCACCCCACCAUCCCCCCACCAAUCCCUCGUCCCAGUAAGUGAGAGCCUAGCGACAUCGUGCCAUACUAGCGACUUGUAAAUAGGCGUAUCAAAGCUAUGAGUUUGAUGUGGUCUUCUCUCCUGUAGUACUGUGUAGCCUGCUGUGUGUGUCCGUGAGUGUGCUGUGUUGUAUUCCUCUAUGUACAUAUUAAUGGAUUUAAAAAAGAAAGAAAUACACUGUAUCCCCUCCUUAAUCCUAUAUCUCACUGAUGUCUGACCGCUGUAAGAAAUCAAGAGUUAAGAAAUAAUAAAAAUAGCUGUAAGUAAAGAUUAUUGAUAAUUAAAAUAUAUUAAAAGAAAAAAAUUCCAAAAAAAUGUAUCAACCUUGUUCAUCCCCUUGGUCCAACAUGUGGGGAAAGGGAUUUUUUUUUUUACCUCUGCAAGAAAUGUAAUCUCUGCAGAUGCCUUAAGAUCUGUAAGAAAAAAAUCUUGAAAUAAAGGUGAUUUUAAACAAA